Messenger RNA from Pichia kudriavzevii, 1683 nucleotides. RefSeq lists its product as uncharacterized. The transcript has a single exon. The coding region runs from base 1 to 1683 and encodes 560 amino acids. Gene Ontology annotation, molecular function: transmembrane transporter activity. Gene Ontology annotation, biological process: transmembrane transport. Lineage: Eukaryota; Fungi; Ascomycota; Pichiomycetes; Pichiales; Pichiaceae. Gene Ontology annotation, cellular component: membrane. The record is from RefSeq and is a predicted model, not a curated record.
AUGCUUGCGGUUACUAAGAAAACUAUAAAUUUCUUUUCUUGGGGAAGAAAUUUGGUUCCAUUAGAAAAACGUAAUAUUUAUGUUGCAUAUGGAAUAGCCUUAGUUGGUGUUACCCUAGAUAAUAUGAACAGUGCAGCUAUAAUCAUCUUGCAACAAGACCUAGAAAAAAAAUUCAAUACAAACUCCUCGGUUGCUUCAUGGGUCUUAUCAUCCUAUGCUUUAACUCUUGGUUCUUUCAUAAUGGUAACUGGAAAAAUUGCCGAUAUAAUUGGACCCGAUACUGUCUAUUUGGUUGGAUUGGGAAUCAUUUGGAUUACCUCUCUGAUCUGUGCCUUGCUCCCACAUUCAUCAAUAAUUCCAUUGAUUGUUUUCAGGGCUAUUCAGGGUAUAGGAGCCUCUUCACUUCUACCCUCUGUUUUGUCUUUAAUGGCUAACUAUUUUACAGGUCCUAAGCUCAAGCAUUUGCAGACAGCUAUUUCUGCCUUAUUUGUCGCAUUGACAUCAAUUUUUAGUAUUGGAUUGAUUCUGGGCGGUGUCUUUUCACUUACUAGUUUGGGAUAUAGGGCCUAUUUCUGGUUCACCUUUUCAUUGGCAUUGUUUUGCGAUAUUUCCUUAUUCUUUUUGAUUAUUCCAGUGAGAAAAACCAAGGCACAUAACUCUUUGAAUAUAAAAAACUUCAAUUACAUUUCAGCAAGUUUGGUUGUUGUUGGUGUCCUUCUGAUUAUUCUUGGUUUAACGGAAGGCGCCGAAGGUUGGAGGCAUGCAAAAGCAAUUUUGCCUUUGAUAGUUGGGCUUUUUACCAUAGUCUUUGCUCUGUUUUUUGAUGGUUUUUAUUUGAAGCGGUAUCAGGAAAAACACUCUAACAAAGAAAAAUCAUCAGAUUGGAGACUACAAAUUGACCUGUUGUUUCCACCAGAACUCAUUAAAAUCCCUAAUGUUGCUAUUUUCUUAAUCUGUUGCAGUCUUUAUUACGCAGUGAUGCUUAUGGUCAUGGUUACUGCUGUUAUGUUUUAUCAAGACAUUGAGCACAACUCAUCAAUUAUAACUGCAUUGAAGGUCUCACCCUUAGGUUUUGGUUUAGCAUUUGGUGCAGCUAUUUACAGGCCAUGGAUGUACGAGAAGUUUAAGGGAAAUAAAUUAUUUGUCUACUCCGGUGCUCUAACAUUGGGUGGCUUGAUUUGGUUCUCUCGGAUCCAUUACGGCACUUCGAACUCAUUUUGGAAGUAUGGUUUCAUAUCCCUUUUUAUGUGGGGUUAUGGUUGUAACAUGUUUUUCAAUAUUUAUAUGAAAAUUGUUGUUGACUUUACACCUCUCCAUCUACAGGGGGUAGUAAAUGGAAUUUUUCAGACUGUCUCACAAGUCUUCUUGAGUAUUGGCAAUGCACUUGUACCUUCAAUUAUUGGGGAUGUUGUUGUUGCAUAUUCAUCGGAGGAAAAAAAUCAUUUGCAGAGCAGAUUAAAAAUAAUAUUGUAUGUGGCAAUGGCAUUCAAUGCUUUGAUUUUGGUUCUAUGCUGCUUUGUUAAAACUGUUAGACAGGUUGAUCGGGAAGCAAUAGAGAAAAACAUUGAUCAGGAAACAAUCAAAUCUUCUACUGAUGAAGAAAAAGGAUCAGAGCAAGAGAUUGGAAGUUCCAGCAGCGAGAGUUCUCUUUCAUGUGAAAAGGACUACUGUGAAUCCAAAUAA